Molecule: messenger RNA, 2046 nt
Organism: Rhizophagus irregularis DAOM 181602=DAOM 197198
Lineage: Eukaryota; Fungi; Glomeromycota; Glomeromycetes; Glomerales; Glomeraceae
Source: RefSeq, a predicted model, not a curated record
AUCUUAUUACAUUUACAUUUUUAUUUUUAAAGAAUAUUCUUAUAAAUUCUUAAAAUUAUUUUUUAUUUGAAUUUUACAUUCUGUAUUACACAGAAUUUUAACAAUGCCGAAAAUUAAAGCUAAAAAAACUUGCGAAAACAUUCCUAAAGAAAUUACCGAAUACCCCAAAACAGAUGUUAUAUUAUAUACUGAUGGCAGACGGAGCUAUCAUUAUAGAGUUAAAAAAGAAGGUCUAUAUCUUCAACUUCCAAUUUUAGCUUACUCUCAAGGGAAAAAUAAAUAUAAAAUUCCAGAUUCUUAUUGUGUUGAAACUACCUGGGGUCAAGGUAAUAACAAGCAAACAGUAGAAUGUUCUAUCAAUUAUAUAAGAGAAAAGCCAUUUUUUAGGGUUAUGUAUGGGUCAAAUUUUUCAGAAGAUGUUUGCUCAAACACGUCUCCAACAGCAGCAGCAAAUGCCGUUAUACGAAAACUUUUUCCUAAUAAUGAAAAGACAUUAAUGUCAGGAAUACAUCUUUUUGGAAUUCACUUAGAAACAUUAAAGCAAGCCAGAGAGAGUAAAAGGGAAAGUAAUAGUAAUAUUCAACUAAAACAAAUAAAACCAAUUGAGCAUUGUGGCAAAUCAAUGAUAUAUAAAAGACAACGCAAAUUUGGGGAUCAGUUGAAAGAACAGGUUCAAAUUGAAGGAGCUAAGAUUUAUGGCAAGGAUCAAGUAAUUCUCAAGCAAAUAUCGUAUAAUGUUAAGCAUAUGGGCUUUCAAAUUGCUUAUGGAUCAAAGGAUGAUAGAGAAAAAGAAAAAAAACUCACUUCAAUAGUACAAGUAAUUGACCAAAAUUACAUGUCUCGUGAGGGUUAUAGGGCUUUAGCUGCAGUGGAACCUGAUUUAGAACACAAAUUAGAUUUUGUUGAAAAUUCAAAUAUUUUUGAUUAUGGGAUAACUGAUGAAAUUAAAAACAUUACAAAUGGAGGGCAUCGUAGUGCAAAAGAUAUUCUAACAUAUAUUAUACCAGCUCUCAUCUUUAAAGGAGUAUUGGAUAUAAGUAAUCCAAUAAUUCAUUUACGUAUAUCUGGAGAUGGACGUAACGUAGAAAGGAAAAUAAAACAGGUUAUGAUUACUAUGGGGAUUUUGAAUGAUGAACAAAACAUUCACAAACCUGAUCAUAACUAUACAACCAUUCUUUUUCCAGGGAUAGAGAGCUAUGAACUUUUGGAAGUUAUGAUGUCACCAUUCAUUCAAGAACUAAAUGAUCUUAAAAAUUAUGGUUUAAAAAUUAAUAAUAUAAUUUGGAAGUUUGAGUUGUACUUUAGCUCUGACUGGAAGUUUUUGUCUAUAUGUCUUGGAUUUAAUGCAGCUAAUUCAAAUUAUUUUUGCCCAUGGUGUCAGAUAUCCAAGCAUGACCAAGUUAAUAAUCAAACUAAUUGGAAGAUUAGUAAAAAAAUGGAGAAAAUAAAUGAAUAUCCAGGUCAUAGUAAAAAGCCACUCUUUAAUAUGAUUUCCUUAGAUCAUUGGAUUCCAGAUGAGCUUCAUAUUAUGCUUCGAAUUUUUGAUCGUCUUUGGAGCUUAGUCUUGUCAGAAUUAAAAGAUGUUGAUCAAUUUGAUAAUGUAUGUCGUAAUGAAAUUGUGAAAGAAAUGAACAGAAUUGGAGUUCGUUUUCAAUUUUGGAAAGAGAAUGGAUCUAAUACAUGGAAUUAUACAUCAUUAAUGGGUAAUGAUAAGUUAAAAGUUCUAAAAGAUUUUAAUUUAGGUCAAAUAUUACCACCUUCACGAGCCAAAAAAAUUCGGGAGUUGUGGGAUAGAUUCAACCUAAUUUACUUCAAUCUUAAACUAAAAGAUUAGUAUGACCCACACCAGUUUCAAUUUGAAGCAGAUAACUGGCUGGAAUUGUUUUUAACUCCAGAUAGAGUUAUCCCAAAUUCAAAUCGCAUUGAAAAAGGAUUGUACAGUCCAAGUGCAAUUACUCCAUAUAUACAUGUUCUUGUGUAUCACAUAUCCGAGUUUAUGGAAAUUCAUAAGCAAUGAGGUGUAAAGGCAUUUUCUUGCGCGUCUGU